GCGGCCGCAAACUGCUUUCCCCUUCCCCUCUCCACAUCUACGCGCCAAUACCUGAGGCCUUGUCUAUGGAUCCAUCCUCCACACUCGCCAGAUGGCGUCCUCAGCUCCGACGUCAAGUGCCUCAAAUGGCAUGCCUACCUGGCUCUACGAGGUCUUGACCACAUUGCCGUGCGCACCGACGUUGACCCUCAGGGUGCUAUCGAUGGGCAGCUUCCGAAUUUGGAGUCGCCUGCUUGGGUCGACAGCAAGGUCAACGUUGACGAUGAUAGUGGGCUGGAAUGCUACAAAGACGAAGCGACGCGUGACGAGAGUCGGGCGUGGGUGGCGUUGUUGGAAGGCUGCGUGCACGCUGCGCUGCUCGUUGUCCAACCGACGUCGGCGCCGUUCUCCUUGGCGGAAGCGAAAUCCCACCCGAUCGAGUCCAUUCUCACGCUGCCUCCAGCCCUGCUGUCAGGCCUUACUUCCCUCUUCCCGCCCUUUGGUACGCGUAUCCCCCGUAAAGCUAUACAGUCGCGUUACUGGGACGCCAUUGGGGCGCUCUCUGAGAGAUUGGGCACCGAUAAGUGGUUCCUGUCAUCCAAGGCUCCGACAGCACUCGACGCGCUCGUCUUUGCAUACUUGCACUGUAUACUUCACUCGAAAGACUCGAUGCGCAUCGAGGUGACGCACAGGGUGAAUCUAGUUGCAUGGGAGUGAAGAGUGAGAGAAUUGGUUAGGGCAACGUUUCUACCGAGGCGGUAAUCUAGACUUAUCAGUUCGAGUGUAUUACAACACCAGUUUAUGUGUUCGUGUCGGCGAAAUCAUUGCAGUGAGAGUCGCGCUGCGAGACGAUUCUCAGGAUGUAAACACAAGUCCAAAUAAUUGACUUUGGGGCUCAGGCCAAAACAUUGCUGUGAUGGCGCUGUAGCCGUUGUAGAUCUUGUUUGCAAUGGAAAGAGGAAUGAGAUAAGGAAGGAUAGCACCCGUAGGUGAAGCUUUGGCUCAAGAACGACGAGAAAGUUGUGGAGCUCUCAUUGCGACCUGCAAUGGCUAGCACUCCG
Desarmillaria tabescens is the source of this 1040-nucleotide messenger RNA. RefSeq lists its product as uncharacterized. The annotation marks the transcript as partial. The record is from RefSeq and is a predicted model, not a curated record. The transcript has 5 exons. Lineage: Eukaryota; Fungi; Basidiomycota; Agaricomycetes; Agaricales; Physalacriaceae.